AAGCCAGGAUUAGGACAGCUUUUUGUUGUUUUCUCUCUGUAACGGCGUGUCGACACCGCAGCUGAGCCAUGUAUGACCAUGGAGGUGACCAGCCAACCGUAAAGUAGAAAACACCGACCCCUUUUGGUGUCAACACUGGGCAAAAAACAAUGUACAGCCCGCGACAAUCACCGCUACCGCACGACCACGGUGGAGCGGGUGAUCGUGGGGAAGCUACCGGGAGUUCAAGCCGCAGUAGCUCAGCGUCGGGAUCGGGGACACGUUCGCCGUCGCGUUCAGCUCGUAUGCGUUCCUCUCGCCCGGACGUGAGCUCUUCCAUGACUUCACUACCAAUGGAGACUGUUCAGUCGUUAAAUGCUGCCUAUAAUGCCGGACCCAUGUACAUUGGAGAGGGGAUAGGUAGCCCAGUGCAGGGGAGAGCCUCCCCGGUGUCAAGCGGGGCGAGUGGCAAGUCCAACUCGCUGUCACCUCGGAAUUCACCGACCCCAAGCCGUUCCAGUAGUCUUGGAUCAAGUCAGGGAUUCCAGGGCUCCCCACUCACAGGGUCGGACGGUGCUGAGUCCCAGGGGGAACAUCUCGCAUCCAAUAACUCCAAUUCCACGCACCACCACCCAGAGGACAUGCGCCCACCCCGAGAGGCCAUGCUCCUUGAUGUACACACCCAACUAAGAGAAUACCAGCUUGAGAAUGCCUCUCUCAAGCAAGAACUUGAGGCCAAGGAGACUAAGUUAGCCUCCAGUAUGAACAGUAUUAAGACAUUCUGGAGUCCGGAGUUGAAGAAAGAGAGAGCAGCGAGGAAAGAGGAGGCUACAAGGAUGCAAGUACUGAAGGAUCAAUUCCGCACAUCCAUGGAGGAAAACCAGAACUAUUGCCAGGAUGUCAAGCAACUACACGAAGAACUCCAACAACAGCGAGAAUUCAAUGCCCAGCUCCAGGCCUCGCUUUCAACGCAUGCCGUGUCUGGAGCACACCCCCACCACGAGGUGGACGCACUGCGCUCAGAGCGCGACCGCCUCUCCAAGGAGGUCUUCCUCCUGCGUAAAACGCUGGAGGAAAUGGAGAUCCGCAUCGAGACGCAGAAGCAGACGCUCGCUGCCCGAGACGAGAGCAUUAAGAAACUGUUAGAAAUGCUCCAGAGCAAAGGGUUAUCGACGAAGCACCUGGAGGUGGAGCGGGAGGAGGCGGACCGGCUGAGGUCAAAGGUCGUGGAGGCGGAGUCACGGAUUCUACAACUUGAGACGAUGCUUGAUCAGAGGAAUCGGGAGAGAGGUAGACUGGCUGAUGAACGUCAAAAAUAUGCUGCCCAGGCCGGCUGGUUUGAACAGCAGUUAGCGGACAGUGUGUUGCAAUCUGAAGAGUCAGUGCAAAAGAACGUUGUGAAAUCCCUAUGUGAAACUGCACGAACCAAGGAUGAUAAGAUUGCUUCCUUGGAGAACCAGGUCUUGGAAUACAAAGAUGAAUUGAGGAGAAUCCGAUCUCAAGGUUCAUUGACCCCAGAGGAGAGGGAUGAACAACAGAGAGAGAUUGAAGAUUAUAAGAGUCAUUCCAAACUACUCAAGAAUCAGGUCGAUCAAUUAAAAUUGGAACUGAACAAGAAAUCCUCAGAAGUCCAAGCAUUACAGACCAAGAUAGAAUCCCUAACCCACCAGCAGCAAGACUACCAAGCCCAUGUUAGUCUCCUCAAGGAGUCACUGGCAGCCAAGGAGCAACACUCCAGCAUACUACAGGCUGAUGUCGAAGCGUUGCGUGCCAGAAUUGACGAGAAAGAGAUGACCAUCGUCCGUAAGGAGCAACUACUGAGCACGCUCAGUACAGAUAAGACCAAACGCUACUCGGAGGUCAGUGAACUCCGUGAGAUGGUGGAGAUUAAAGACCGUAAAAUCAUUGUGCUCCAGAGAAAGCUGUCUGAUUUGACAAAUGUUGUGGACAUCAAGGACCGGAAACAUAACAUACUACAGAUCAAGAUUGACAACCUCCAGGAACAACUUCAAGAGAAAGAGGAGCAGUACCGCCAGACCCGAAGUAAACUAACCAGUGUCCAAGCUGACCAGACCAGCUCGGACAGUGCCAUGUCCAGUCUGGAAGAUGCCCUGAUGGACAAGGACAAGGCAAUGGAUCGACUGAAGGAACAGCGGGAGCGUUACAACAAGGAGCACGAGGAACAAGUUGAGGGCUACAAGAAACAGCUGAAGGAUCUCAGGACACGGCUGGAGACAGUACAGAAGGAGCUUGCAGAAAAAGAGGCAAGCUUACUGGACCUCAAGGAGCAUGCCACCACUCUCGCUUCCUCAAGCCUCAAGAAAGACUCCAGAAUAACCACUGUGGAACUGGCAGUGGCGCAAAAGACCGAGGAAAUCGCUCGGUUAGAGUCUGACGUGAAGAAGAAAGCUCGCAAAAUACACAUGCUGAGAGAAGACAGGGAGGAGAUGGAGAGGCAAUCUGCCAAGUCGCAGGAGGACACCACCACGAGACACCGAGAGGAGAUUGAUAAGACGCAGAAUGAGGUGGACCGCCUCCUGGAGAUCAUGAAGGAGAUGGAAGGAGAGAAGAACGAUAAAGAUAAGAGAGUUACUGAACUUGAAACUGUAAUCAGAAGGCAUUGUCCGGGACAAUUGAAGGAUGCCACCAAGAGGCUGACAGGUGUCAAGAGAGAUCAGCAACUACAGAAGAGGAAGAAUGCUCAACUCCUUGAGGAGGCAAGAAGACGUGAAGGAGAACUCAGUACAGAUACUUCACAACUCCAGUCCUUUGUGAAGCAGAGGGAUGACAGGAUAGAGGAAUUAGAGGAAGCUUUGAAGGAGAGUGUUAGCAUCACAGCGGAUAGGGAGAUGGUUCUAGCUCAACAGACUCAGACAAUCACUAAUCUACAGAGACAGAUCGACAGUCUGAAGAGGGAAUUGGAGCAAGUGAAGAAGCAGCUUUCCACUGCUAGUAAUAAGCUGUCUACAACCACCACCGUACUCCGAGAUAAAGAAGCCAAGUUGAGUGCCUUGCAGAUGGAGAGAAGGAAGACACUGGAAGAAGCAAUGGAAAUGAAACAAGAAGCAAUAACUGCAGCGAUUGGAGAGAAGGAUGCCCAUAUAGCUCUCCUGGAGCUCAACCGUAAGAACCCUAAAGCCUGCGAGGAACUCAAGGGUCUUAAGAAAGAGAAAGACGCCCUCGUACAACAACUCAAAGAUGAGACACAAAGUCGUAUCAAGUUUAUACAUAAUUGUAACGACAGUGAGAAAUCAACCCAUAGUACCUUAGAGCAAUCUCCAAAUACUCCAGACCAAGAUGAGGAGGACACCAUAUGGGCAUAGAUGCUUACUUAACCCAGCAGAGCCUGCCUAAGCUACCUGCACAGGUACUUCAAGCCGGGUUCACCGGAGCGUACAAGAGUGUGACCUUGUAGAGGAUGCUGUGCUCUCUGACCCCUCACCUUUGACCCAAUGCUGUGCGCUUUGAACUCUCACCUUUUGACCCUAUGGAUGUGGAAGGAGUGUUUCCUGCCAAUGACUGAUGUGUAAUUUAUGACCUUUUGUCGACAUUUACUCUCCAACGUGUGCUGUAAUUGUAUGAGUCUACUUUUUGUAUUCAGGGUGACCUUUGACUUAUGACCCCUUCACGCAGGAGUAGUGGGCAUGUAAUUAACAUAUAUUCUAUUUGAAUUUGAUGUUAAAUUUGCAUCCCAGAUAAUAAAAAAAUCAAUUCGGUUUUUACCCAUAUACAC
Molecule: messenger RNA, 3712 nt
Organism: Asterias rubens (European starfish)
Lineage: Eukaryota; Metazoa; Echinodermata; Asteroidea; Forcipulatida; Asteriidae
Product: ELKS/Rab6-interacting/CAST family member 1-like
Exons: 20
Coding region: 150-3302 (1050 amino acids)
Biological process (GO): regulation of synaptic plasticity; maintenance of presynaptic active zone structure; neuromuscular synaptic transmission
Cellular component (GO): cytoskeleton of presynaptic active zone
Molecular function (GO): structural constituent of presynaptic active zone
Source: RefSeq, a predicted model, not a curated record